UUUGUGUUGCGAUUACAAAUUGACAGAAAUAGAGACAGUUUGUUGCAAUACCUUAUGUCAGAAGAAUAUAAAAUUUACCAUAUAGAAGGCAAGAGAUUGGACAUGGACACUCAUAAUCAUGAAGUGGACGACAAUAGUUCUAGAGAAAGUGAUGAUAUCAAAGUUGAAUUCACACAGACCCCUCAGCAUACUCCACCAUAUACGAUAUUUUUAUCUCAUGAAAGAAUAUUGCUAGUUGUCAUUCUUUCUCUUGUGGGAUUCUGGAGUGCUGUUUCUAGUCCAAUUUAUUUCCCUGCUCUUCCAACAUUACAACAUUACUUCCAUACUACCCCAGGGAUGACCAAUGCAUCAGUUAUUGCCUACUUAAUAUUCCAAGGUAUAUCACCAACAAUCUCUUCCAACUUGGCUGACACUUUCGGGAAGAGACCAGUUAUAUUAACGAGCAUAUUGAUAUACAUUGGUGCAUGUGUUGCCAUUUCCCAGAUGCAUAACUACAUAGGACUUGUUAUAUUAAGGUGUGUUCAAGCUGCUGGUAUUGCUCCUGUUAUUGCAAUUAGUUCAGGUGUUGCUGGCGAUGUUUGCACACCUGCUAAUCGAGGUGGUAUGGUUGGCGUUACCGUUGGGUUACAGUUGGUUGGAAAUGGUAUAGGUGGGUUAAUAGGUGCACUUCUUAUUAGUUCAUUUAAUUCAUGGAGAUCAAUCUUUAUAUUUUUAACCAUCGGUGGAGGAGUUACAUUUGUGUUGGCUUUCUUUUUAUUACCAGAAACGUCAAGAAGUAUUGUCGGUAAUGGAUCCAUCAAACCUAAAUCAUGGUGCAAUAGAAGUGUGUUCAUUAGAUUCCCACACUUCAAAGCAAGAAUGACCAAUGAUAUAAUAACGUUAGAACCAAAGAAAUCGUUUGAUUUCUGGGGCCCUUACAAGAUCUUCUUCAAGAGGAUUGUCUUCUUUUCAUUGCUUCCCCUGGGCUUGCAUUUUGCAUCAUGGACCAUGGUUCUCACUUCACUUUCUACCGAACUUGAAUCAAGUAAGUAUAAUUACACCGUUAUGAAAGUUGGUCUCGUCUAUCUUCCACAAGGGCUUGCUUGCUUUGGGGGCUCCCUUGUUAUAGGAAGGUUGAUGAAUUGGUACUAUCGUCAACGGAAAACCCAACACGAACAAAUAUACGGGGACUUACCCUAUACUGAAAGACAUCCAUUCAAUAUUGUUAGCACUAGACUAGCUCUUUGCAUUGUACCUUCUAUUCUAACCAUCAUUGGGCUUUCAAUUUUUGGUUGGUGUAUUGAAACAAAUCAGCACAUAAUCUCAAUCAUAAUUUCCACGUGUCUCAUUUCAUUAAGUUCGUCAAUGACAAUGAGCAUCAGUGCUACAUUACUAGUUGAUUUGUUCCCAACGCAAGGAAGUGCUCUGGCUAGUUGUGUAAAUUUAAUGAGGUGUUUAUUGGCAGCAUUGGGCACGGGUGUGCUUGAUUUUAUGGUAGGUAAGUUGCAUUUGGGUGGUACGUAUACAUUAAUGGCAGGAUUGACUUUGGUGGCUGAUAUGGGAUUCAUUUAUGUGGUCUAUAUCGUCAAUCAGAGCCUGCCAAAGCUAUAUUUGGGCGGUUUAACCGAGCCUGACAUGGUUACUGGUGUUUACUUAACCGAGCCUGACAUGAUUACUGGUGUUUACUUAACCGAACCAUGA
Messenger RNA from Spathaspora passalidarum NRRL Y-27907, 1680 nucleotides. RefSeq lists its product as uncharacterized. The coding region runs from base 55 to 1680 and encodes 541 amino acids. Lineage: Eukaryota; Fungi; Ascomycota; Pichiomycetes; Serinales; Debaryomycetaceae. The transcript is spliced from 3 exons. The record is from RefSeq and is a predicted model, not a curated record. Gene Ontology annotation, molecular function: transmembrane transporter activity. Gene Ontology annotation, biological process: transmembrane transport.